UGCUUCCUUGGCUCGCGUUAGCCUGUUGUCAUAGAAACCCAUGGAAAAUUGAAGUGUUAGUGGUCGUUCAACUAGUUGUGGUGCCAAUGUUUGGUGGUGGUUUCAUGUACCGUACGAAGUUAGAGUACGACAACGUGUAUUGCGUUCUUUUUGUCAUUAAGAAAGGAUGUAAAACAAAUUGUUAUUCUGGAGUAUAAUAUUCCCAUAUGACAAACUGAUUUACAUUCUUCCAAGUGGAACUCACCUAUAUUGCAAACAUGGAGAAUGCUGAAUGGGACCUUUCAGAAGACAAACAAGAACAUUCUGCUGAAGAUCUCAAACUUCAUAAAUCAUCAUUGCAGAUUAUUGCAACAGCCUCAUCCAUUAGAGAAUCUUAUGAGAGAAGAAGCCCUUUUCGCAGUCAACAUACCACACUAACAUCACUACCUCCUGAACCAAAAAAGAUGUGUUUACCUUUUAAUCUGCAUUGGUGUUUUGGAUACAGUGUGAACAAACCAGUAUUGAACCUUACUACAAAUGUGCAGUCAUACAUCUUCUAUGUUAGUUCCAAUGUUGGUAUAUUAUAUGAUUAUAUUAACAAAGAAAUGAGAUUUCUCCAAGGACAUAUAAACCAUAUCAGUUCAUUUGCUAUUGAUGCAAAAGGCAGGUGGAUUGCAACAGCUGAUGCAGGAAAGGACAGUGCAGUUAUAAUAUGGGAAACUGAGAAAUGUGUUCCUAUUCUUACACUCUUUGACCCUCAUGGUGAAUAUGGAAGUAGAGUUGUAGCACUCAGCCACAAUGCAAAAUAUCUAGUAAGUGUUGGUGGUGACCCAGAGCAAACACUUGCAUUUUGGGUAUGGACAUAUGGCAGUGAGUAUCCUGAAGGCAGCUGUCAACUGGGAAAUGAUCUGGGUGUUGUCAAGAAUGUUACAUUUCGACCUAAGAGAAAUGAACAUUUCCUUAUCACAGGUGAAAAUGGUGUCACAUUUAUGACAUGGGAUGGCAACAUAUUGAAACAACAUACACCCACAAUGCCACCAUUCAAGCAAAGAGGGCAUCUUGUGGAGUCUGUGUACUUACCUAAAACAAGACUGGCUAUCACUGCUACCACCAAAGGAGUUGUCAUUAUAUGGACUGAUGCAGAAUGUUCAGAGUCUUCUUAUUCAGAGGAACGAACCACAAAUGCUAUGGAAUUAAAGAAAAUCCUUCAGUUGGAGAAACAUCCUAUUACAGUUUUAAGAGCUGUUGACAAAGUGGUUGUGACAGGAAAUACAAAGGGUCGUAUCUCUUUUUAUGACCAGCAACUGAAAAUCCUUUACUGGUGCCACAAGUUCAAUCUUGAAUCCAUAACAGGCAUAAACUUUCAUCUCCGCUCACGCUAUCGCCAUCUCAAAGACCAGUCUGUGUUUGAUGUAGGGACAUCGGAGCACUCACAUGCCAGAAUUUCAAAAGGAGAUGAUCUUGAUGAACAAGUACUUUCUCGUGAUGCAACCCUUCAAAAAAACCCAUUCAUUAUUCGUGAAUUUGUUGUUUGCACAGAAUCUGGCCAAGUUGGACUUGUAAAUGUUAUGAGGAAUGCUUGUGAGUUUCUCCUUGAUAGAUCAGUAGGAGUCAUAUCAUCCAUGGCAGUGCAUCCUGAGAAAACACAUUUGUGCAUUGGAAAUUCCCGUGGGCAGCUUUUCCUUUGGAAUCACAGAACCAAAGAAUGUUUAAAAAGUAAAAGAUUUACAACUGAUAAUAUGAGCAUCAUCUCUGCUAUCACAGCUUUACAAUAUGCACCAUCAGGCCUCUUUCUUGCAUGUGGUCUUGACAAUGGCUCACUCUGGUUUCUUGACACUUCAGUUUUGGCACCUCUCCAAGAGUCUUGCCAGCAACAUUCCACAUCAAAAAUCACUCAGAUUAUUUUUUCUGAGGAUUCAAGGUAUCUCGCACAUAAAGACAGCCAAAUGCAUGUCUUUGUAUAUUAUUGUUAUGAGGAAAAUGGAAGUGCAGUUACAUUGUUAGGAAAAAGUAGUUCACACUACAAGCCCAUUCGUGAUAUUUUAUUUGUUUCUGACUCCUCAUGUUCUAAAGGAACAAGAUUGUUUUCUCUAGGAGAAGAUCGUAAUCUUGUCGAGUAUGAUAUUCCCAACAGUAAAUCUGGCACAUUACAAGUACUCUCAGUCAAUCGAAUAGAGCAAACUGCUAUUCCACUGUCUCUGAUGAUGUAUCCAGAUUCUGCAGAAGAUACUUUAAUAAUGAUUGCCAAUGAUGAGUACAAAUACAAGUUGCUCAGUUAUAAAACAAAGAUGUGUCGCAAAACAGUUCUUGGACCUACAUGUGGAUCACCAGUUUGUUCGAUUCAGAUUCUGCCAUCAAGCAAGCCACAAAAAAACCAAAUUUAUGCUUUAAUAUCAACUGAAAAACAUAUUGGUAUACAAAUAUUGCCAGUUGAUGGAAAUCCAUAUAAGUCACUUAUGAUGCUUGCACAUCCAGAUGAGGUGGUGCAGAAGUAUAUAACAGUAGAUGGAAAGUACUUAUUCACAGUUGGAAAGAAUGACAGCAGUAUCUAUAUGUGGCAAGUAAACAAAAGAGCUGCUGAUGCUAUGGUUCAUAUCGGUGGAGAAGAUAUGAUGCCAUACUAUUCACUGAUGGAAGGUGGCAAAGGAGGCUGGCUAAUGAGGCAAAUGGAAGACUUUUUCUACUAUGCACAACUAUUGCAUCAGGGUGAUAAAUUGCCCAUAUUGCACAAGAUCUCUGAUCAUAUACCACUGUGUGAGCUGCCCAACUUCAUGAGAGCCAUAGGAUAUUAUCCUACAGAAUAUGAGAUAGAAAACAUGUUGCAUGAGGUAAAGUACAUGGAAUCUGGUGCUGUGGGGAAGAACAUAGACAAAAUCAGGUUUUGUGAUCUUUUAAAGCUGUAUCUCAAUCACCGGCCAGCCAAAGGAGUUCCUGCUGAAAAACUCAAGAGUGCCUUCGCUACCUUUGCUAGAAAAUCAGAUGCUCACCACCAACCAGUAGUCAGAACCACUGACUUAGUAAAGAUUCUAGAGGAAAAAGGUGAAGGUCUGUCUGUUAAUGAGAUACAUGAAUAUCUCAGAGUGUUGUGGCAUCAGAAGUGUCCCCCAAUGACAGAACUCUCACAUUCAGACAUUUCAAUCACAGAAACAACCCACCAGGCGACAGACACAGCUGUUGUAGAAAUUCCAGAGGUCUUAUCAUACAAUCAGCUUGCUGAAGAUAUUCUGGGAGUUCCAGGAAUAUAAACAGGAAACUCUAUACACUGACCUAAUGAAUUAUAAACAAACAUUUAUAUCCAUGUAAUAAGAAAUAUGCAGUUACAGGUAAUUAUGUAGAAAUACAUGGAUUAUCAGUAAAUUUACAAGAUAGUAUAUAUUAAAACUUUUUACUCUGUGAUUUAAACAGUUUAAUUAAAAUGUUUACAAUAUACCAUUUUUAUUACCUACAUCAACAUUAAUGGUAUUUAAGUAUUCAAUAUGUACAGUGUUUUCUACAUAUCAUAUUUUCUGGCAUAGUUUCUUGCUUAACUAAUAAAAGUUUUCUGACUAAUAUUUAAAAUAAAAAUACUUGUAUACACACAGUUAACAGUAAAGCAUGUUUUAUAUUAUUUAAAUAGUGUUCACAUGAACAUACAUAAUAUCACAAUGAAUUCAUCCUUUCUCUUAACACAGUGGAAAAA
Molecule: messenger RNA, 3658 nt
Organism: Schistocerca gregaria
Lineage: Eukaryota; Metazoa; Arthropoda; Insecta; Orthoptera; Acrididae
Product: cilia- and flagella-associated protein 251-like
Exons: 22
Coding region: 258-3224 (988 amino acids)
Cellular component (GO): motile cilium
Molecular function (GO): protein binding
Source: RefSeq, a predicted model, not a curated record